Molecule: messenger RNA, 213 nt
Organism: Echinostoma caproni
Lineage: Eukaryota; Metazoa; Platyhelminthes; Trematoda; Plagiorchiida; Echinostomatidae
Source: the annotation of a GenBank genome assembly
AUGACUCGCAGUAGGAUACCGCGUGAUAUUGGAUGGAGCUUUAAGCGACAUGGCGUUGGAAUUCGUGUUAGUAAUUUAAAAAAUAAUAAUACAGGUGAUGAUGAAGAUGAAAAUCUCAUUGAUUUGGCCUAUGCCGGGUCAGAAGCCUCCUUGGCUGAGCCGACAGCGUUUACGGCUCACUGUGACAAAGCGCUUCACUACGAGCUGAACUAA